AUGUCAGCGAGUGUGGACGAAUUGACCUGCAGAUUCGUUGGCAAAAAUGGAAAGAAAUAUGAAAUUCAUGCAAAUAUUACCGAGACAUACCCUAACACACCACCGGUGUGGUUUGCUGACAGCGAGGAUCCUAUUGUGACAAAUGCCGUUCAGAUACUUAGCAACACACAAGGCAGAGAUAAUCAUGUAAUAAAUCAGGUGGGUAUAUUAUUACGAGAAUUAUGCAAAUUACAUGGUGUGCCAGAGCCUCCAGACUUGGACUCAUUAUCACUCCCCGUCCAUCCUGCACCACAACAAAGAGUACCAAGUGUCACAUCAAAUGGAGCAGAAUCGGGCACAGAAGAGGAUGAAGAGAUGGCAGCCGAGGAGGACGAGUCUGAAGGAGAGGAUGACUUGCCGUUAGAAAUGGUUGAUGAUGCAGGACGCAGUGGCAAGGAUGAUAUGGAGACUGAGCACCUGGCAACAUUAGAACGGCUGCGCCAAAACCAACGACAGGACUACUUGUCUGGCAGCGUCUCUGGCAGCCUGCAGGCCACUGAUAGACUUAUGAAAGAGUUGAGGGAUAUAUAUCGUUCUCACUCAUUUAAAAACAAUAUGUACUCUAUAGAAUUAGUGAAUGAUUCCCUAUAUGAAUGGAAUAUAAGACUACGUUCAGUAGACCCGGACAGUCCGCUUCACAAUGAUCUGCUGUUGUUGAAGGAGAAAGAAGGCAAGGACUCCAUACUGCUCAACAUCAUGUUUAAAGAGACAUACCCAUUUGAACCACCCUUUGUUCGCGUCGUUUAUCCUAUCAUAUCAGGUGGUUACGUGCUGGUUGGCGGUGCAAUCUGUAUGGAACUGCUGACGAAGCAGGGCUGGUCGUCCGCUUACACAGUGGAGGCUGUGAUAAUGCAAAUCGCCGCCACCCUGGUAAAGGGCAAAGCGAGGAUCCAGUUCGGCGCCACGAAAGUGGUGACGCAGACGCAGUACAGCCUAGCGCGCGCCCAGCAGAGCUUCAAGUGCCUCGUACAGAUACACGAGAAGAAUGGUUGGUUCACACCGCCCAAGGAGGACGGU
Iphiclides podalirius (scarce swallowtail) is the source of this 1056-nucleotide messenger RNA. The record is from the annotation of a GenBank genome assembly. Lineage: Eukaryota; Metazoa; Arthropoda; Insecta; Lepidoptera; Papilionidae.